AGGUGACCUAAUGAACCGGGUGGUCAGGUUCAAUGACUUGGUUAUGAAAGGUGACUGAAUGAACCGGGUGGUCAGGUUCAAUGACUUGGUUAUUAGAGGUGACUUAAUGAACCGGGUGGUCAGACUCAAUGAUUUGGUUAUUAGAGGUGACUUAAUGAACCACGCGGUCAGACUCGAUGAUUUGGUUGUUAGAGGUGACUUAAUGAACCGGGAGGUCCGACUCAAUGAUUUGGUUGUUGGAGGUGACUUAAUGAACCGGGUGGUUAGACUCAAUGAUUUGGUUGUUAGAGGUGGCUUAAUGAACCGGGAGGUCAGACUCAAGGAUUUGGUUGUUAGAGGUGACCUAAUGAACCGGGUGGUCAGACUCAAUGAUUUGGUUAUUAGAGGUGACUUAAUGAACCGGGUGGUCAGACUCAAGGAUUUGGUUGUUAGAGAUGACUUAAUGAACCACGUGGUCAGACUCGAUGAUUUGGUUAUUAGAGGUGACUUAAUGAACCGGGUGGUUAGACUCAAUGAUUUGGUUGUUAGAGGUGGCUUAAUGAACCGGGAGGUCAGACUCAAGGAUUUGGUUGUUAGAGGUCACUUAAUGAACCGGAUGGUCAGGUUCAAUGACUUGGUUAUUGGAGGUGGCUUAAUGAACCGGGAGGUCAGACUCAAUGACUUGGUUGUUAGAGGUCACUUAAUGAACCGGAUGGUCAGGUUCAAUGACUUGGUUAUUGGAGGUGGCUUAAUGAACCGGGAGGUCAGACUCAAUGACUUGGUUGUUAGAGGUCACUUAAUGAACCGGGUGGUCAGGUUCAAUGACUUGGUUGUUAGAGGUGACUUAAUGAUCUGUGUGGUCAGACUCAAUGAUUUGGUUGUUAGAGGUAACUUAAUGAACCGGGUGGUCAGACUCAAUGACUUUGUUUUUAGAGGUAACUUAAUGAACCGGGAGGUCAGACUCAAUGACGUCAUGGUAAAAGUUGCCCACACCAUCAACCACUGGUUUAUCUAGUCUUAAUCUGUAGAGGUCGCCUUUAAACAAACAAAGAAACUACACUCUCUUAUUAUUUAAGGUUAACCAAGGACUGUAAAGUCGCCAUGUUUAUGUGAACAUUUCUUCUUAAACGCUGGCAUAAUUCAUAUUUUUAGUAUAUUCA
Messenger RNA from Haliotis rubra (blacklip abalone), 1139 nucleotides. RefSeq lists its product as uncharacterized. NCBI's taxonomy places the organism in Eukaryota, Metazoa, Mollusca, Gastropoda, Lepetellida, Haliotidae. The transcript is spliced from 3 exons. The record is from RefSeq and is a predicted model, not a curated record. Bases 59 to 994 code for a protein of 311 amino acids.